GGACAAGGAGCACGCGGUUGCCAAGCGACGGCGUUUUCGCAUACUAACGCACUACGUAGUAUUUGAAAAUAGUGCGGUCGCCUACAGAUAUGGCGUACUACUUAGUGCUGUAGUAUGUAGCUUUCAGCGACGGCCUUUUAAAGUAAAGGGAAGUUUCAUACGUCGCGUGGACGUGAAAAAAAAACUUUGUUAGGAAAUAAUAAGACUUUCAUUUCGUUUUGGAAUUUAAACACUUUUUCAGGUGAAAUGUACAUUUUUGGACUGGACAUGGGACUGCUCUUGAGGGACGCGGAAACCCAAGCUUUACACUUGGAACAAUAAUUUCAUUCAGAUAUAAUUCUAGACUUUUCACUAUUUGUAUAUAUCCAAGAUAUUGAAUGCAAUGGCGUAUGAAAACGGCUUUUUCGGAGCUACUGAGUUGAUCAAAGAUCGCUUAUACUUUGCAACCCUGCGAGGAAAACCGAAAAGUACAGCGAACGCGCACUACUUCUGCACGGACGACGAGUUUGUCUAUGAAAACUUCUACGCAGACUUCGGGCCUCUCAACCUGGCCAUGCUGUAUCGAUACUGCUGUAAACUGAAUAAAAAGCUCAAGUCUUUCACGCUUUCCAGGAAACGCAUCAUCCAUUACACCAGCUACGACCAGCACAAGAGAGCCAACGCAGCCUUCCUGAUCGGCGCCUAUGCCGUGAUAUACUUAAAAAGAACUCCAGAGGAAGUCUACCGAGCCCUCAUAUCUGGGACUAACGUGUCCUACCUGCCCUUUAGAGAUGCUGCCUUUGGGAACUGCACCUACAACCUGACCAUCUUAGACUGUUUGCAAGGAAUCCGUAAGGCCCUGCAGCACGGGUUCUUCGACUUUGAGACGUUUGACAUCGAGGAGUACGAGCACUAUGAGCGUGUAGAAAAUGGUGACUUUAACUGGAUUGUGCCAGGGAAGCUGCUGGCCUUCAGUGGGCCUCAUCCCAAGAGCAAAAUCGAGAAUGGAUUCCCUCUCCACGCCCCAGAAGUGUACUUCCCCUACUUCCGCCAGCACGACGUCAGCGACGUGGUCCGGCUCAACAGGAAGAUGUACGAGGGAUGCCGCUUUACAGACGCCGGCUUUGCGCAUCACGACCUGUUCUUCGUGGACGGUGGCACACCGAGUGACAUCAUCGUCCGCCGCUUCCUGCACAUCUGCGAAACGGCGGAGGGUGCUGUUGCCGUCCAUUGUAAAGCUGGCCUAGGCAGGACAGGCACCCUGAUCGGCUGCUACCUCAUGAAGCAUUACUGCUUCACUGCUGCAGAGGCCAUCGCCUGGAUUCGCAUCUGCAGGCCUGGCUCGGUCAUCGGUCCCCAGCAGAAUUUUCUGGAAGAAAAACAGCACGGCAUGUGGAUGGAUGGCGAUUUGUACCGGUCCAAGCAGCCGAGGCUGAGGUAUUACCCGGAGAGAGACCUGGCUCACUUCAUCUCCAGCCUGGACGACGUUUCACUCUGCAGCACCAGCCUGAACGCUCUGAGCAUGGACGAGAAUGAUCUCGCGACUAAUAAUAUGGGCGUAACUCAGGGAGACCGACUGCGAGCAUUAAAGUGUAGACGUCUUCUCAGGUCUCCGUCCGUUCUCGGUGGGUUACGUCCGAUACCUGGAACCAUUUCUCCCUCUAAGUCUUCCAAAGCUCCUCCUCCUCCUCCAUUUUCUGGCGGCCCUGUAACUAGGAGACUGGCUCGAAGCCCGUCGACCGCUGGAAACAUGAAGAGCUUUAAACCCGGCUUGGUGCGCUCUCUCGGCAACCUUUACAGCCUGGACGACUUCAUAGACGAGGACCGCAACGCGUCCACACCCUCCUACCCCUCCUCCCCUCCUCCUGCACUGUUCUCUCCAUCUUCACUCCUGCCCUCGGGCCCUCCUCCACCCCGCUUCGGUUUCGGAUACCCAGUCCGACAGGAAGUUAACAACAACCUUAACAACCCUCCUGCUCCUGCGCUCAGGCCUGCGAUGAGAGGAGGCUUCAGGCCAAACCCCAGAGUUCCCGUUCCGGGUGUGCUCACAGGCCGCCAUCUCAGUCGCUCUGUUCCUUCCUUUCAGUCCGAAUACGUUAAAUACUAACGCCACGGUGAUGCGCUGACCCACCGGCCAGAGGGAAAUCUCUUCAACGAGCUACCGAACGUCUCGUAGACGGACGACGAAUAAAUCACUGGUUCAAUGGCUUUCGUUUCAAAACCUCAUUUUCACUUUAUAUGCAUUUCUUUUCAUUUUCAGCUUGGAAUACGUACAAUAUAUUUGACCUUUUUCACUCUCA
Ictalurus punctatus (channel catfish) is the source of this 2279-nucleotide messenger RNA. RefSeq names its product cell division cycle 14Aa (gene cdc14aa). NCBI's taxonomy places the organism in Eukaryota, Metazoa, Chordata, Actinopteri, Siluriformes, Ictaluridae. The record is from RefSeq and is a predicted model, not a curated record. The transcript has 15 exons. Gene Ontology annotation, biological process: cilium assembly; positive regulation of cytokinesis; microtubule cytoskeleton organization. The coding region runs from base 383 to 2086 and encodes 567 amino acids. Gene Ontology annotation, molecular function: protein tyrosine/serine/threonine phosphatase activity; protein serine/threonine phosphatase activity. Gene Ontology annotation, cellular component: mitotic spindle; spindle pole; centrosome.